GGUUGCCGUCAAGAUCUUCUGAGGCUCAAAUAUACGUAGGAAAAAAUCGUAAUUUUGUGUAGAAAUUAUUAAGCGAACCAAAAAUGAAGAUAGAAAAUCUAAAAUCACAAGAACGUAAAAUAAUGAAAAAUUGAACAACCCUUAUUUUGAAACCAAGUUGAAGAACCAGUUGAUCAUCUUCUGCGCUGAUCAUCAUCAUCACCGAACGGAUUUCACCAACAUCAAACCACAAUUUGGCAAAUCAUAUGCACCCGCCAAUGAAUUCUUUCAUAACGAAAUUUCUUGACGAAGACGAGGACGAAACAAUGCAUUCAGCGGCUGACGUGGAGGCAAUUACCGCUGCCCUAAACAGAGAUAUUGAAGGCCUUGGAGGGGAAGCGGCUAAUGCGAUGAAUCAGCGGGCUGGCACGCAGGUGCCAUUUGGUCUUUUGCUCCCUGAGAUACAAUCACAACUUAAUAAAGACAGGGCUAUGCAACUCCAGGAUCUGUAUAAUCGAUUGAAGAGUAAUAGGAUUGACAAAAACGAAUUUGUUCGGCUCAUGCGGACUAUUGUAGGGGAACAUAUGAUUAAGAUGGCACUCUACAAGUUACAACAACGUGGGCAGCUUUCUGCUAAACUAAAUGCCCCAAAUUCAUCUGCGUAUGUUGCCACAUCAUCUAUCCAUCGUUCAUCGGAUCCAAACACUCCACCUAUGGAAAACAAAUCUCAGCAAACACGAUUGUUGGAACACCGAUCAGAUUCACAUGGAGUACAACAUAUGGGCUUUCCGCAAUCAUCUUUUUCUGCGUAUGGACAUCCUAGUGGUAAUUAUCACACGGGUGCUAGUCCAAAUACGAAUAUGUCCUCACUGUCUUUACAAAUGAGCCACGGUCCGGUUCAUCCAAUCAGAAUGCAGGGGGGUGGUCCCACUCAUUUCACAAGUAAUUUACCACAUGUAAACUUGUCAUCUGCGGCUGGAAGUAAUGCAAAGACUCCCCCGAAAAAGUCAACUGUUGCCCAUAAAAAACCAUUGGAAGUACCACAUGUUUCUUCACUAAGUAAGAAGCAAAAAGUGUGUGGUGCAUUUUCGGAUCAAAGUAUUGAGCAAUUUAACGAUGUGACUGCUGUCAGUGGGGUGAAUUUACGGGAAGAGGAGGAACAACUAUUUUUCGGAUUCAAGGAAGAGAGUCACGUUUCAGAAGCUACUAGAAAGCUUGUUCAAGAAGAAGAAGAAAGACUGUUUUUACAUAAAGUUCCACUCCAGAAGAAAGUGGCGGAAAUCAUGGCAAAGUGUGGUGUCAAGAACAAAAGCAAUGAUGUGGAGCGGUGCAUGUCACACUGUGUAGAGGAAAGAAUUCAUGGAUUGAUUACCAACCUCAUUAGACUUUCGAAACAGAGGGUCGAUAUGGAGAAGCCAAGACACCGAACUGUAAUCACAUCAGACAUUCGACAACAAAUCAUGUUAUUAAAUCAAAAGGCUCGGGAAGAAUGGGAGGAAACACACGCUGAUGCUGAUAAACUCAAAAGAGCUGCUGAGGUAAACAAAGAGCAGACCACAGCUGCAAAUGUUGCUGCACGGGCGGCUGUAGGAGGAGAUGACAUGCUGUUAAAAUGGCAACUAAAGGCUGAGCGGGCCCGUCAGAAACAAGAAAGUGGGUCUAAUGCAGCGGCUGCUUCUCACCCAAGUUUAGGUGUUGGGCUUGGGCUUGGGCUUGGGCCUAAGCUCGUGCCAACUUCUGAGAGAAACUCUACUAAAGAUAAUCCAGAUACAGAGCGGAGUUCGGGUCCUGUCACUGCUAAUUGUGGUCCAUUACCUCGUACUGUUUCGGUGAAGGAUGUAAUGUCUGUUCUAACAAGGGAGAUUCAGAUGUCAAGAUCCACACUAAUACAUCACCUCUAUGAACAAGUCUAAAUUCUUGGUUUAGUUCACCAUCAGAUGCAUUCGUCCACGGAAGUUGAUUUGUUGAGAGGAUUUUUUGUUAAGAAAAGAAGUAACUGAAGAUGAUAGGGUUAGAGAAGUAGAUAGAAAUGAAAGUAACGUUUUACAUGAAUGUUGUUUUCACUUCUUGUUUUUGGUUGCAAUUCAGAUAUCUGUUGCUAUAGUAUAAUGUGUUUUGAACCUGUUUUAUGUUUUGAUGGUAAGGUGGGUUGCAGGUGAAAUCCUUAAAAAAUGCUACUGAACUCUGAGUCCCAUGUUUGAACCAUAAAACUGUAAAGGAAUUGAAAUAGUUAUUGCAUUUUAUAAUAAAGUUGUAUUUCUAUUA
Messenger RNA from Helianthus annuus (common sunflower), 2244 nucleotides. Its product is annotated as transcription initiation factor TFIID subunit 4b. Gene Ontology annotation, molecular function: RNA polymerase II general transcription initiation factor activity; DNA binding; protein heterodimerization activity. Bases 246 to 1892 code for a protein of 548 amino acids. NCBI's taxonomy places the organism in Eukaryota, Viridiplantae, Streptophyta, Magnoliopsida, Asterales, Asteraceae. Gene Ontology annotation, cellular component: transcription factor TFIID complex. The record is from RefSeq and is a predicted model, not a curated record. Gene Ontology annotation, biological process: transcription initiation at RNA polymerase II promoter. The transcript has 13 exons.